This is a messenger RNA of Papaver somniferum (opium poppy), 1167 nucleotides long. RefSeq lists its product as uncharacterized. The record is from RefSeq and is a predicted model, not a curated record. The coding region runs from base 1 to 1167 and encodes 388 amino acids. The transcript has 2 exons. NCBI's taxonomy places the organism in Eukaryota, Viridiplantae, Streptophyta, Magnoliopsida, Ranunculales, Papaveraceae.
AUGGAUAGAGAACCAGAGGAGCUUCAAUUCUUAGGAUUCUUUGGGAUCUAUCAAGAAUCCUUUAAGAUAACAGUAGCAUGGAGAAAAAUCUUCUCAAGAAUCAUUCUUUCUCUUAUCCUACCUCUGUCUUUCAUUUACUUGGCUCAAAUCCAGAUAUCAGAAGCAAUUUUAUCCAAAAUCGAUGAUAGUGAAGAAGUUCAAGACACGGCUACUAGAGGAACAGCAAGGUUCGACAAAAUCCAUGCUCAUAUCAUCUCCGAAUGGGUUGCUUUCGGUAUAUUCAAAGCCGUUUAUUUGCUUUUCCUCCUCAUAUUCUCUCUUCUGUCGACUUCGGCUGUUGUCUACACGAUUGCUUGCAUCUAUUCUGCGAAAGAUCUCACAUUCAAGACGGUUAUGAGUGUGGUGCCCAAAGUAUGGAAGAGACUUAUGAUCACUUUCAUGUGGAAUUUCUUCAUCUUGGUAGUCUACAAUUUCCUGGCCAUCUUUUUAUCUUAUUCGGUCGUUGUUCUUACAAUCGGACCAGAAGGAGAAAAUGUGAAAACCACUGUGACACUUCUUAUUAUCAUACUGAUACCUUAUUUCGUCGGAUUGGUUUAUAUUAGCGUCGUAUGGCAACUUGCUAGUGUGGUCUCGGUCAUGGAAGAAAGUUAUGGUAUUAAGGCUAUGCUCAAGAGUAGGGCUUUGAUUAAGGGGAAAAUAUGGGUUUCAUCUUUCAUUUUUAUAAAGCUUCAAAUCUUGUUUAUCGGUAUCCUAAUGGCGUUUAAGGCGUUGGUUGUUCAUGGGAAUUCAUUUGGAGAUUUCUAUUUCUUUUUGACAAGGGUUUCAUUUGGAAUUUGGGGUAGAAUUUGUUUGGGGAUAUUGUUCAUCGUUUUAUUGACUCUUUUGAUUCACUUUGCACUUGUGAUUCAGACUGUCAUAUAUUUUGUCUGCAAAUCGUACCACCAUGAGAACAUCGAUAAGUCUGGCUUAGCGGAACAUUUGGAGGUCUAUUACUUGGGGGAUUAUGUUCCUUUGAUUAGGGAUAAAGAUGUUCAGUUGGAACAAUUUCAUUACGCUAUAUGGUCAAUUCUGUCAAAUGUUAUAUGGAUAAGAUGUGAUGCUAUCCGUUUAGCUGCUGGUAUAAUUUUCGAGGUUGAAGUAUCUGUUGUAACAGGGCUGGGAUGCUAA